GUGCCAGCAGAGUGGCAUGACGCCCGAGUAUUCCAAGUUCUGCCUCGAGGCAGCCAACUGGAAUUUUGAUCAAGCCAUGGUCACGUUCAACGCGAAAAGGGGAGAACUGCCACCAGAUGCGUUCGCUUUGGUCGGACCUUAGGAAGGGAGAGAAGCACCUAGAUCCGUACUUGAUUGUCUCGAGUAAUGGAUACGGAGCAUACAUUUGCAUUGCGGGGGAGUUCGUGAAAACUGUAGUGGCGAUAACCUACAACACCGAAUCAGAGAAAUCCACACCGAAAUUUCCGAAUUUGGCUCAGGGUAGUUUGCAUUAUAUACUACUUAAGAACCUAAGCAUAUCUCAAGGGCGGAAUCAAGAAAAGGGAACGAGGAUGGCGUCUCACUCAAGAGAGAUGCUUUGCAAGCCAGUGGUUGGGGCCCGGUCCGACCGCCGUUGCCUCUACAGGGAUAGGCUCACAGCGAACAAUCACAUAAAGUACCAUGCAUUUUUCUUGCAUACCCAGCGUAUUCGAACUGCCUCGAUUUGGAAUGUAACAGCCCUCCGAUGGUUACCAGUGCCUUACAUUUGGGCACCUACUGUUGAUGUUGAGAGGUGGUUGGUCACAGACAAGGUCGAGCCCAGUAGAUAACAAAUGGCUCCCAAAAAUUGCCGCCAACAAAUAUGGAGAUCGGGAAAUGACUUGACUUUCAUAGGCACGGACGCCAACAACUGCAACGCUCUGUGCAUUUGCUCACGGAAAAGUAGCUCGGGCGUGAAAUUGAGAUGAGCAGCGUUCUGGCUGU
Molecule: messenger RNA, 783 nt
Organism: Pseudomassariella vexata
Lineage: Eukaryota; Fungi; Ascomycota; Sordariomycetes; Amphisphaeriales; Pseudomassariaceae
Exons: 2
Coding region: 117-629 (170 amino acids)
Source: RefSeq, a predicted model, not a curated record